Cyprinus carpio (common carp) is the source of this 3251-nucleotide messenger RNA. Its product is annotated as phospholipid phosphatase-related protein type 4-like. The record is from RefSeq and is a predicted model, not a curated record. Gene Ontology annotation, biological process: signal transduction; phospholipid metabolic process; axonogenesis. Lineage: Eukaryota; Metazoa; Chordata; Actinopteri; Cypriniformes; Cyprinidae. Gene Ontology annotation, molecular function: phosphatidate phosphatase activity.
UUGUGCGCAUGCGCGUCAGGACGCAAGACCCUCAUCUGAAAAAUCUGAUGUCAUCUUGCCGGCAAUAUUUUCCACUCUGUCUGUAUAUUCAGUUGCAAUUGUAUAGUCAUAUUCCAGUGCAAUACAAACAACGCGUGUAAAUGGUGAAGGGUGUAGAUUGUGUGUACCGUUCGUUCUGUGUGCAUCACGCAUCUCAAUGGAGCAAGCAGCAGCUGAUCUAGACGGCUUGUUUUGCUGGAUGAAGGUGGACGCUUAGGACACAACAGGUUAUUGGCAUUUAUUUAAAGGAGAUAAAUACGAUGUCUGCGAGGGAAAGACUGAAAGAGAAGAUGAUAAAAGAGAGCGUGACACUGCUGCCAUGCUUUUAUUUCGUGGAGCUUCCACUCCUGGUCUCAUCUAUGGUGAGCGUGUAUUUUCUGGAGUGGACGGACAUUUUCAAACCGGUCCGCUGGGGUUUCAGCUGUCACGACCGCAGUCUGAGUCUGCCUUAUAUCGAACCCACGCAUGAGGUCAUUCCCUUCCUCAUGCUCCUCAGCCUCACUUUCGCAGCUCCUGCUAUUACGAUCAUGAUCGGAGAGGGGAUUCUGUUCUGCUGUUUGUCCCGGGCACAGUGCAGAGGAGGAGCUGAAGCUGACAUCAACGCUGCCGGCUGCAACUUUAACUCUUUCGUCCGCCGAGGUGUCAGGUUUGUGGGCGUUCAUGUGUUUGGCUUAUGUGCCACGGCUUUGAUUACCGACAUCAUCCAGUUGUCGACAGGUUACCCCACCCCCUACUUCCUGACUGUCUGCAAGCCCAACUACACUCACCUCAAUACCUCCUGUGAUGAAAGUUUCUUCAUCCUGGAGGACAUCUGCUCAGGAUCUGACGCCGCUGUCAUCAACGCUGGCCGAAAAUCCUUCCCAUCACAGCAUGCAACGCUGGCAUCCUUUGCUGCCGUGUAUGUCUCGAUGUAUUUCAACAGCACACUAACAGACUCAUCCAAACUGCUGAAGCCUCUUCUGGUGUUCUCCUUCAUCAUCUGUGCCAUCAUAUGUGGCCUAACCCGCAUUAUUCAGCACAAGAACCAUGCUGUUGACGUUUACCUGGGCUUCCUGCUUGGAGGGGGCAUCGCUGUAUACUUAGGUUUGUUUGCUGUAGGAAACUUCCAACCGAGCAAGCAGAAACCGACAAGUCAGUUUCACGUUCAGGAUUCUCAUCGAACUAUGGCUGACCUUUGCCAGCAAGGUCACCACCUACCUGCCAAGAGCUGCAGUGGCAGUGAUGGCCUCUCAUCUUCAUGCUCCGAGGGCAUACUGCGCCGCAACACCAAAUACCACCAGGCUGGAUCUCUUAGCAGCCUGAAAAGACCAAGUGGAGAUGUGGAGGUCAUCACCUGCAGUCCACCACACAAGGAGAACAUGGUGACCUUCAAUACCUUGCCCAGAGUGCACACGCCUGCCAUGGAUGAGUCUGCCUUCCGCAACGCCACCAUCCACACCUCCUCGGUAGACUCGAGUCGAUCGAAGCAGCUGCUGAUGCAGUGGAAGAGUAGGAACGAGAGCCAUAAACACUCCCUGCAUGCCAUGGAAGGCGGACCAGGACUGUCCCCUCCAAACAGCAUGGACAUCCGCUGCAAUUCUGAACCCUUAGCUGUGGGAAUCAAUGGUGAACAUCAGGGACCUGGAACCCCUUACCUAAAAAUGGCCACUGGAAGUACAACACUACUAAGCAACCCCAGCGGAAUUGCUGGCGGUGCUCGGAUAACCAUCCAGUCUCGACCUGGUUCCUCGCAGUUGGUGCACAUCCCAGAGGAGACACAGGAGAACAUGGGUGGCUUGCCAAAUGGCAGUAACAUCCGCGACAAAUGGCUUAAAAGCAUGGAGAGGACUGCGGAGAACGGUGGGGAGGUACCAGUGGUUAGGACUAACUCUAAUGGCCAGCCACGGAUAAUGCAGGUCAUUGCGAUGUCCAAGCAGCAAGGUCUCCUGCAGGGAAGCUCUCCCAGUUCUGAAAGCAGCAGCCACACCAGUUCCACAGCACCACUGCAGCGCUACAAGACCCUGCCUGAGGAGUCUGGAGGUCAAGGCAGCACUGGAGCAAUCAUUCGGGUGGAAGCCCAUCCAGAGAAUGGCCGAGCCCUGGUGCAUGCGCACUCCACAGAUGGAAGUGGCUCCUGGACGUGGAAGUCCCAAAGCAGCUUUAGACAUUCAUUUGAGCUCAACGACUUGAAUCGGGACUCAGAGAGCUCAGAAUCCGUGAGGGAUGGGAACAGUUCUACAGACAGAAAGAAGAAUGGCUCUAAUGCUCCUAAAGUUGUCGCAGUUCCAACUGUUCCGACUGUCCCUACUGUAUCUACGGCAGGUGGAGACCAACAUCCCAACCAGACCAUUUCCACCAUCCGGGUCACUCCCAUGGAAAUGACAGAAUCUGGUCCUGAGAGUCACAAUUCGAGCUUGCGCAGAAAAACCAGGAUCCUCAUCCCUGAAAGAGGAAACAGUCCAGACAAUACCAGGAAUAUUUUUUACAAGGGAACAUCCACCACCCCAGUUUUCAAAGAGUAGUCAGUAAUUAUCUAAACAAAAACAAAAAAUGAAGAAACCAGAAGAGGUUGGUUGUUACAUAUGUUAUGUUUUACACAUCUCCGAUGGCAUCACUUGUUAUGCAUGAGAUGAUUCACAGAUUUAAAAUUAUAUGACAAGUGAGAAAAGCACAAAAUCCAGGUUUUGAUCAUAGUUCUGUUUACUUUUGUGAUAAUGACAUUGUAAACAUAUGACCGUAUAUCACAUGGAAAUGGUCUUACCUUUAGUGAAACACUGUGAAGCUGGAACUGUGACUGUGCCAAGAUUAAACUACAACACUGUAUUUAAGUAUUUAACAUCUCAGAUAUCUUAAAAGAUUUUCCAUAUAGUCAUAAUUUCACUUAUUCAUACACUAAUAACUAUGCUAGCUGAAACCCUUAUUUUUGUAUUCUGUAAAUAAAUUUUAAACUUGGUGCUGCCCAUUUCCGAAAACAUUAUGUAAAAAACAUCAAGCUAAGAAGAAAAUAAAUAAAUUUCUUAUGACCAUAAGUGCUUAGAAUAUUCUCUGUAGCAAGUGAUAGUCAUAAAACAACAUGCACUUCACGUUUACUACUUGCAAUACAAAUACUUUACAUACCGUAUGUGCUGUAUCUGUAGGAAUUUGUGCAUAAAAUGUGCAUUCAUGUACAUUUUAAUAGACACAUACAAGGGUUUAUGUUUUAGAAAUACAAUGAAAUAGUAUGUAUCCAAAAA